AGCUGUUAUAAAUCGAUGUUACAAAAGCGUCCAUUGUAUUAGUUUGAAGGUGAACUUUAAGUUUAAUUUCAAACAUCCGGAAUGAUCACCCUCUUGCUCGUAGUGUUGUUUCUGGGUGUAGGUGUUGCUGAUAAAACAGAAUUAGCAAAUCAACGUCUGACAUCAACAAAGUAUGGGAAUCCUGAAGAGAUUUUACAAUCAACCAGUGACAACCGCCCGGAUGCAUUAAAGUUCAGACAUCACUCUUCAUACUCCAACAAGGAUCUCUCUUUCACGAAAUACAACUUCUUCCAUCCCCGUGCUAAAGAGGAAAAAUGGGAUCACCGGAGUCAGAAGCCUGGCAGCUUCCAAGGCCCAAUUGUAGGAAUGUUAAAGAAGUUGCUACUGACCGGGAAAUUUGAUGCUGUGGCCAGUUUUGUAAGACUGGAACUUUUACCGAAAAGACAAACAGGAGGGUUCCAUCAGCGGCCGGGCAUGUCACCACUCAAACAACUGUCAUAUUACUAUAACUCAGAGCCAUUACCCGCCAACUUUCAACCACAAAAAGCAUUUCCUUUCAAAGGAACAGUUAAUAUGCCUAAGGUUACAUUUACCAAACCGUUGCUUCAAUUUGCUGCAGCCAAGCCUCUGCCCCAAAUUCAGGUUGCCCAGCCGUUGCCCCAAAUCGCUGUUGGUCAGCCUGUGCUUCACAUUGGGGUUGCCCAGCCGUUACCACCAGUUGUAGCUCAACCUAUGUCGUCAAUGGUAUUACAAAAUGGAGCUGAAAACAGUUAUGCGGUUCCAGAACAAAUUUCCGGACUUGGAAUUCCACAUUUACAUCCAGAGUUGCUGCUACCACAGUUUCCUGACCAACCAUCCAUUCUGAUGAAUUCGGGAUCAGAAGUAAGCAACGGUUUGAAUGGACAACAAGUCCAGGUUCCAUUCGAAACUAUGUAUCAUCAAUACCAAACUAUGAAGGAGGAGAGUAACGACAAAUCUUAUAAGGAACUGUCCAAACUUUACGACAUCAUGCAUGCUUUGAAAGAAGUUCAUUCAGAACCUUUUGCUAAGGAUUCGAAAACCAGCGGGACGAACCCACCCACCCUACCGAAGACUCCAUACCCUGCACCUACUCUGCCAUUAAGUAAACCGUUGUCAUAGAAAUGAUAUAAUAAGAACAUGUCAACAAUCUUCUAAAAUAAAGUUACUUCCUCUU
This is a messenger RNA of Ostrea edulis (European flat oyster), 1195 nucleotides long. RefSeq lists its product as uncharacterized. The coding region runs from base 82 to 1140 and encodes 352 amino acids. The record is from RefSeq and is a predicted model, not a curated record. The transcript is spliced from 2 exons. Lineage: Eukaryota; Metazoa; Mollusca; Bivalvia; Ostreida; Ostreidae.